AUGCCCUCCUUCCUCCACUAUGGAAGAAGCGAACGCGUUACCGGCACUCCAAGCAUGCGCGCAAAGACCUACGGCACAGAUUUUACAAAAUCCAAGUGGAUCGAGCUAUCGGACCUAGCCAAGGGAAAGAAGCUCUUUACCGUCUUCGACAGUUCCUACCAAGGGCCCGCGCCGGGGGACUUUAGGCAGAUGUUGGGGCCAUCCGGUACUCCCCUGAGCAGAUCCUCUCCGUCUGACUCAAAACUUCUCUGA
Aspergillus lentulus is the source of this 252-nucleotide messenger RNA. NCBI's taxonomy places the organism in Eukaryota, Fungi, Ascomycota, Eurotiomycetes, Eurotiales, Aspergillaceae. The record is from RefSeq and is a predicted model, not a curated record.